Molecule: messenger RNA, 741 nt
Organism: Xyrichtys novacula (pearly razorfish)
Lineage: Eukaryota; Metazoa; Chordata; Actinopteri; Labriformes; Labridae
Source: the annotation of a GenBank genome assembly
AUGGAACUCGCAGCAUGCCAAAGCUGCUUAACGGACAGCUUGGACACAGGGUCCCCGACCUAUGACCCCGAGCCACCUGAAUUAUCUUGCCACCAGUACUUUGACGACACUGUUAUCCGUGCAGGCGUGGGUGUCGUCUGGGUCGACAACAAACCGUGUGAACCACUCAGCUUUAACCUAGGGGCCCAAACGUCCCAGUAUGCUGAAGUGGCAGGCAUUCUGAUUGUUUUGCAACUUGCUGUGGAAAACAAAAUCCACGCCUUGACGAUCUGUACAGACUCCAGCUAUGCGCAACUCAGCUUCUCAUGCCAUCUGCCUUUGUGGAAACGCAACGGUUUCUUGACCUCGAACAGAAAGCUGGUCAAACACAAAUAACUGUUCCUGGCGUGCGACUUCUUGACCACUAAACAUGAUCUCCAGGUCUACUGGAAGAAAGUCAGGGGGCAGUCUCGUAUUCCUGGUCCAGACAAGAUGUUUAAUGACCAGGCUGACUGCUUAGCCAAGCAGGGAGCCUUAACUGGCUCAAACUGGCACUUUGAGCCCUCUGUUUUUCCCCUCCCACCCGUGCCCCUGGUUUGUGCUGUCACCAGAGCCCAGUCUCAAGCUCCGCCUCGCCCGGCUCCCUCGGGCCCGGUCUCCGCCACUGUGGCUCCAGCUUUUUCUGACUCUGACUUGCUGGCGCUCCAGGCUUCGGACCCAGCCAUUGCUGCCAUGAUGCCAAUUCCUUUCAGGGCCUCCUGA